ACAUGUCAGACAAGAAACAGACCGUGGACCUGGGCUUACUGGAGGAAGAUGACGAGUUUGAAGAAUUCCCAGCCGAAGAUUGGACGGGGCUGGAUGAAGAUGAAGAUGCUCAUGUUUGGGAAGACAACUGGGAUGAUGACAAUGUAGAGGAUGAUUUCUCAAAUCAACUGAGGGCUGAGCUGGAAAAACAUGGUUACAAGAUGGAGACGUCAUAGCGGCUGACAAGGCCUUUCAGUAUUCAACGACAUUGGAUAUGGACAUUUAUAUUUGAACAUGGUUGACCACACACCAACUGAAGAGAUUUGAUGAUGUUGAUUUGUUUCUCUCUUUUUUUUUUUUCUUUUUUUUUUU
Molecule: messenger RNA, 351 nt
Organism: Micropterus salmoides (largemouth bass)
Lineage: Eukaryota; Metazoa; Chordata; Actinopteri; Centrarchiformes; Centrarchidae
Gene: sem1
Product: SEM1 26S proteasome complex subunit
Exons: 1
Coding region: 3-215 (70 amino acids)
Biological process (GO): proteasome assembly; double-strand break repair via homologous recombination; mRNA export from nucleus
Cellular component (GO): proteasome complex; proteasome regulatory particle, lid subcomplex
Source: RefSeq, a predicted model, not a curated record